GAUUCUGGCUUCAUUUGUAACAUGCAAUUUCAUGAAAGCUCAGUUCUUGCAACAUCUUGAGCCUCAAUAUCACGCAUUCUGCUAUAACAGAUGAUCUCUAAAAACACGCUCUAUUGAAGAUAAUUUACCUUGUCGAACUAGAAAACUAAUUCCAUGGUGGCUGCCAAGCCUUGUAUCCUGUGUAUGUGGAAAAGUAGAGGCUUUUGACAGGAGUGCCAGGGGUGAGUUCUUUUGGACUCUGUCACAGCUCAAACUGCUGGGAGUGGAGAAAUGCAACUGAACUGAGGGAAAUGGGUCAUAACUGCAGACUGCUCACAUUCAAGCAGCUGCUUCUGUUUUCUGGCACUGCAAAUUAUCAUGGGUAUGCUUUACCCUGUCUGGCAACAUAAUCUCAAUUCCAACCUGUAGUGUUUUACCAGUAACACAUUUUAGAACUGAUACAGCAAAUUUUAACUUGUUUUACAAGGCUACUUUUUCAAGCAUCUCUUGCUCUCAUCUUCAUCCUCGCUCAUUCCCUGAAUUGUUUGCUUGAUGUAGAUGAUUUUUUCCAUGUGACGAAGCUGCGGGCAGGCUUUUUAUUUGAUGUAUUUUUCAUGUGUUAAGGCUAUUAUUGAGAGAUGGAAGGGGGAGAGACUAUAGACAGCCUGAAGGUGCAACACUUGAAUGGGGAUGUUGUUAGAGCCAGGGGUUGGUGGGGGAGGAUAAGAGGAGAGUUCUCUUCUGUUGCUAACAAUUGCUUGUCAUGGGAUAGGGAGGUAAUGUACUUACUGGGUCUGAUGUGCAAGCACCAAAAGUCACACUCUGCCUCAUGAUAUACCAUCAGAAAAACAAAAACUGCAGCGCCAUUAUGGGAAAUAAAGCUGGUGGGGAAAUGGUUCUCAAAUGUCCUUAACUCUUAUAUGAUGAUGGGUGUUAUGCUUUUAUUGUCACAGCAUACCAUAACACCAAUAUAAUCUCAGUCUUUCCUUAUUUUAGUGCAAAGAUAUACAUGGCCAAGUAGACUAUUUUCCACUCAUUUCACCAGUUUCAAGUUAUGUGGUCCCUUCCCAAUUUAGGAAGUGAGUCAUGGUAGGCCAGCGGUCCGUUGAGUUACACGGGAAAAGAGAGCGGAUGGGCGGGAGGAAGAGGAGGGGAGGAUUCAGAUUAACAUCGCCAGAGAGGGUCGCUCGGAGGAGGGUAAACCAGGGAGGACACUGUAUCUUAUUCGCGGACGAAAAAGGACAACAACCCAGCGAGUGAAUCUCAAACAAAACUGAAAAUGCUUCAGCAAGAUCAGGCCAUGAACCCUGUCUUUGGAGGUCAGGGGCUGGUAGGGCCACCGGCAACACUGCGUAUCCAUUCCAACAGUCAGAAGAGAUGCGAGAAGGAUGGUAACUUUAACUUCCUGGGCCAAAAUGAUGAUGCCAGUAUGGGAGAUGAAAACCGCAACCAGGUGCGUCCAAGAGCUUUGGGCCCACUAGGUCGUGAUUCAUCCAUUUCUUCCAGCCACUAUGGGUCUGGGCCUCUCUCCCCUCUGUCCCGUCUGCCUUGCUGGAGCCCACUGGAGCCUCUGCCUGAGAUAGAAAGUGGAGAUGAUAUGGGCGGCAGAGUGCCCCCGGAUGGCGCAGAGGAAGGUAAGGUGGAUGAAGAGAUAAGGAAAGUGACAGAUGAUGAAAAGGAGCAGGCUUUGGGGGAGAGUGAGAAAGCAGAGGAACUACUGGAUGAGGAGGAAGAUGGAGUGAUAGACUGGGUGGAUAGCAAUGAAGAGUUUGAAUUUAGCUACAGAUCUGAAAGCUCUUCCCCAUUCAGCACAGAGAGUGGUGACAUAGAGGGUGCAGGAGCCCACAAUUCCAUCUGGGAUCAAAUCUGCCGUGGACAUGCAAUGACAGACAAUGGGAACACAACUGCAGACCAACUGAAAAAUCAGAACCGUAGUGGAGGUAAGAAGGCAGAGCGGUGCCAAGAGAGUCUGGUGGGUAUUGAUGCAGUUGAAGAUGGCUCAUCAGAAUCAGAUACUCUCCCCUGUACUGAGCUGCCAGACCAUAUGGAGGCUGUUUGGACGCUGCAGGAUCGGGAGACGUUUAAGGCACAGGAGAUGGAGAAGCAUCACGUCCAACUGACCAUGUACCGCCGCCUGGCCCUCAUCCGCUGGGUUCGCACCUUACAAAACCGUGUCCAGGAGCAACAGAAUCGCCUCCAGUCCAGCUUCGACAUCAUUCUUACACACAGGAAAGAGCUCCUGCGCAUGGGUGCUGCCACUGCAACCCAAUAACAGAGGAAAAGUCAUGAGACCAGCGGAUCACAGAAGCGAAUGACUAAUUGCGGUGUCAUGUGGAAAGUAAUCUUAGCAUCUCUUUUAUUCUUUUGAAUCAUAUUGCCUCCUUGGUCUCUGAACUUCUGAUGCCCCAAUGUUCCACAAUGUUUUAUCACUGUCAUAAAUAUGGUUAAGCAUCCUCCAAAACAUCCACCUUGGUCAACGAUGUUUCCAGACUUUUCCAGACCUGAUGUGUUUAAAUAAUUACAUAACAUACAGUGUAUAUUUCAUAUGUUCAAAAUAUAUAUAUACACAAAUUAAAUAUAAAAAAAUAAAAUAUAUUUAACAAUUGA
Molecule: messenger RNA, 2586 nt
Organism: Myxocyprinus asiaticus (Chinese sucker)
Lineage: Eukaryota; Metazoa; Chordata; Actinopteri; Cypriniformes; Catostomidae
Exons: 2
Coding region: 1259-2251 (330 amino acids)
Source: RefSeq, a predicted model, not a curated record